Molecule: messenger RNA, 2520 nt
Organism: Naegleria fowleri
Lineage: Eukaryota; Heterolobosea; Eutetramitea; Acrasida; Naegleriidae
Exons: 3
Coding region: 1-2520 (839 amino acids)
Source: RefSeq, a predicted model, not a curated record
AUGCAACAAGAUGAAACAACUUCAACAUCAGCAACACAGUAUCAACAACAACAACCCUCAAUAGGAUCUAAUGCUUCGGAGAAGAUGGAACGAAUGGCCACUUCUAGUUUUUCUUCGCCGUCUGUCAUACGUGGUGAUUUAAACCAACUUCUCGAAAUGAUCCAUGAGAAAGACGCUCGGAUCAAAGAAUUAGAACGGGAUUUAAACGAUUCAAACAAAUUAGCUUCGGAGGUACAAUUUCGUCUUCUUGAAACGAAACGAAUCAUUGAAGAGAGAGAGCGGAGUGUCAAUUCAAAUGUGCCAGAAGAACUCAAAUCUGUGGUUAUGAAUUUGAACAAGCGAAUAGAGACUGAAAUUUUGGAGAAGGAAGUGCUUCAAAAAGAAGCCAACCAUUACAAAUCCUCGUUGAAAAUGUACAAAAAAGAAAAUAAGGAUUUAAAAGACAUGAUUCAAGACUUGACCAAAAAGAAUGCCUCUUUAGCUGAAGAUCUUGUAAAAAUUCAAAGAGAUCACGACACUCGAACAGAGCUAAUCGAAAACAAGAACAAGGAAGAAGAAGAGUCAAACACGUCACUCAUCAAAAAAUAUGAACGACUCAAGAUGAAGAGCAGAGAGAUGUCAUCCUCUCUGGAACAAUACAAAAAGCAAUCGGAGCAAACCUCUUCGGAAUUGGAGCAAACAAAACAAAAGUGUACAGAGCUUCAAAAUCAAGUGGCGUUCUUGCAAGGCCAAUUGUCACAAGAGCUCAAACGAAGAGAGGAUCAUGUAGAAGAAAAGAAGCGACUUUUGACAGAAAUUAAUAAUUUCAAGAAAAUGGCUGAUGAAAGCCAAAAAACACUCAACAAUUUAAAACAAGAACAAUUCAACACUCAACGAUUAUUGACGCACACGGCCGAACAACGAAAGAAGCUUGACACGUUGGAAAAUGAAAAUAGAAAAUUGCCAGAGUACGAAGAAAAGUUAAAAACCUUCAAGGCACAAAUUGACAAGCUGCAACAACAAAAAUCGGAACUCUCCGACCAACUUACAGAAGCUCGUAACUAUAUCGAUACGUUGCAAUCGGAGCGAGCUCAAACCAAUGCUGCUACACAAAAAAUCCUUGCAGCCAAUGAAGAAGAGAUUAAUUAUUUAAAAACUCAAUUGAAAAAGAGACAAGACGAAAUUGAACAUUUUCAAGAGCUCACCAAAGAAUUAGAGGCAGAAAUGUCUCGUCGAAAAGUUGAAAAUAAUGAACUGGUGUCCAAAUAUUUCACAUUGAAAGAAGAGCAUGAAACAACAGUGGCGCAAAUUAACGAAUAUCAUCAAGGAGUGGCUGCUCUCAAAGUCCAACUCACACACUUUGCAAAGAUACAAGCCCAAUUUAAUGCCUUGAAGGAAGAAAACGAAUCUUUACGAACGGUCAACGCCAAAUACAUGGAACGAUUUGCAGAGACAGAAAACGAGUUGUUAGAAAAGAACGAACAAAUAAGGACAGCCUCUAAGCAAUUGAUGGAAAAAAAGAAAGAAAACAAGCGAGAAAAGAUGACAUACAACCAAGAACUGCGUGAAGCGCUAGAGAGAAAUAAGGAACUUCAAACAAAACUCACAUCAGCAGAAAAUGCCAUUGAAGAUUUUCGAGAAAAGUUGAAAACCUUCGUCAAGCAAUUGAAUGAUACACAGAAACUUAAUAAGCAAGAUAAAGACAUGCUUAAAGAACAGCUUGACAAGAAUGCUCAACUCAAUGAGGAAAUCAAGAAAUUGAAUGUGACAGUGUCAAAUCUGAAACGAAAUUUAAAACAAAAGGAAGAUGAACUAUCCAUCAAGAAUAAUGCCAUUGAAUCAUUAAGACAAGAAAAAGAAAUAGAGACUAAAAAAGCCUCUGAAUACAUGUCCAAAGCGAAAGACACUGGUGAUCUUGAAGAACGAUACAAACGAUUAGUGCAGUCCAAUGCUCGAAAAGAUCAACUCUGUAAGGAACAAAAGACCAAACUUACUCUCACCGAAGAAGAAAAUAAGAAAAUGAUUGCAGUUGUGUGUACAUUGAAACAGAAGAGCAAAGAACUCAUUCAAGAGAUGCAACGAAUUGAGACAGAAGGAAAAAAUAGAAUUGCAGAGCUGGAACAAGCAAUACAAGAUCUGCGAGCAGAGAAUGAAAAGAAGGAUGACAACAUUUCGCAACUAAAGAAGGAAUUGAAGGAAGUCACGAAAGGAUCUCAAAACGAAUUAUCAUCCAAAGAUACUCUCAUUAGUAAUUUGGAAAAGGAGAUUAAAUCAAUUCGAGAACAAAAAGAUCAUGAAAUUAUGCUCUUGAUCCAAAGAAUAGAGCAACAAAAGCAAGCGAUUAUGGACUAUAUAGAAAAAGAAAAGUCGAAAGAUGUUCUGACGCCUGCCACUGUCAACAAUAAUAGUGUGGCCACUACUACGGAAAAUAGUUGUGACAGGUCAUGCCCACUUCCAUUUCUUUCUGCAUCAGAGUACGAGGAUAUUAUGAGUACAUUACGGAAACCCUCUCUUCAUUUACUUAAACAGCAAAUUCUUUAA